AUGCCGGAAGAAUGUAGAAAAAGAAUUUCUGAAACUAAUAAAAUAAUUUUAAUUGAAAAAGAAGAAGAAGAAAUUAAAGAAAAUAAAGAGAAUAAUGAUUAUUGGAAUGAUUUAAUUAAUGAAAGAAAUGUUACUUUAAAAAAUAAUGGAAAUUGUGGUUAUUUGAGAAUAUAUAUUUUAAUUGUUUUUAUUUGUUUAAAUUUUUUAAUUUUUAAAUUUUAA
This is a messenger RNA of Meloidogyne enterolobii, 222 nucleotides long. The record is from the annotation of a GenBank genome assembly. NCBI's taxonomy places the organism in Eukaryota, Metazoa, Nematoda, Chromadorea, Rhabditida, Meloidogynidae.